Molecule: messenger RNA, 2125 nt
Organism: Magnolia sinica
Lineage: Eukaryota; Viridiplantae; Streptophyta; Magnoliopsida; Magnoliales; Magnoliaceae
Product: acyl-lipid (9-3)-desaturase
Exons: 1
Coding region: 224-1573 (449 amino acids)
Biological process (GO): lipid metabolic process
Cellular component (GO): membrane
Molecular function (GO): oxidoreductase activity, acting on paired donors, with oxidation of a pair of donors resulting in the reduction of molecular oxygen to two molecules of water
Source: RefSeq, a predicted model, not a curated record
GUUUAGAAGGCAGUUUUGUAUGGCGCUUCAAUCGGACGCGGAUUGGAUAAUGACCCUCAAAUAAAACCCUAAAAAUUAAAAAAAAACCCAAAAUCCUCUCUCUAUAUUCCGUCUUUUCUCUCUCUUUUUCGCCAAACAGAUUCUAAAAUCUUUCUCAAGGAGGGAGGGAAGGGGGAAUUUCAGAUUUUUUUCUUUUUGAAAUUCUCUAGCCCAACCAUCAACAAUGGGAGAGGAGGUGAAGGCUAGGAAUUUCAUUUCAACAGAAGAGCUGAAGAAUCACAAUAAGCCAGGGGAUCUUUGGAUCUCAAUCCAAGGCAAGGUGUACGACGUGACUAAAUGGGCUAAAGACCACCCCGGCGGCGAUCUCCCUCUCCUAAACCUCGCUGGCCAGGAUGUCACCGAUGCCUUCGUCGCCUACCACCCCGGCUCCGCCUGGCAAUACCUCGAUCGGUUCUUCAUUGGCCAUCUCCAAGACUACAGCGUCUCCGAUGUCUCAAAGGACUACCGUCGCCUCGUCUCCGAAUUCUCUAAGCUCGGCCUCUUCGAGAAGAAAGGACACGUCGCGUUCUUCACCCUCUCUUCCAUGGUCCUCUUCUUCUCCCUCUCUCUCUACGGCAUCAUUGCAUCCUCCAGCGCCUUGGUCCAUUUGGCCUGUGGCGGAUUGAUGGGUUGGCUCUGGAUGCAGUCCGGUUGGAUCGGGCACGAUUCUGGCCAUUAUCAGAUCAUGACCAAUGCGCGUAUAAAUCGGUUCGUGCAGGUUCUGUCCGGCAAUUGCGUGUCGGGUAUCAGCAUUGCCUGGUGGAAGAGGAACCACAACGCCCACCACAUUGCCUGCAAUAGCUUGGAUUUCGAUCCAGAUCUCCAGCACAUGCCCUUCUUCGCCGUCUCUUCCAAGUUGUUCAAUUCCAUAACUUCCUAUUUCUAUGAAAGGAAGAUGCAUUUCGAUGCUCUUUCUCGGUUCCUGGUCAGUUACCAGCACUGGACUUUCUACCCUGUCAUGUGCUUCGCCCGUAUCAACCUCUUUGCCCAGUCCAUCUUGCUGCUGCUGUCGAAGAAAAGUGUCCCCAAUAGACGCCAGGAGAUGUUGGGUGUUCUCUUCUUUUGGGUCUGGUUUCCAACCGUCGUUUCACUUCUGCCCAAUUGGGGUGAGAGGGUGAUGUUCAUCGUCGCCAGCUUCUCCGUCACAGGAAUUCAGCAUGUCCAGUUCUGUCUCAACCACUUCUCAUCCAGCGUUUACAUGGGCCCGCCCUGUGGGAAUGACUGGUUUGAGAAGCAGACCAAUGGCACACUCAACAUUACUUGCCCAUCAUGGAUGGAUUGGUUCCAUGGCGGACUCCAGUUCCAGAUCGAGCAUCAUCUGUUCCCCCGGCUGCCUCGCUGCAAUCUCAGGAAGGUUGCGCCUUUGGUGAGGGAUCUGUGCAAGAAGCAUAACUUGCCUUAUGCAAGCCUGUCAUUCUGGGAUUCCAAUGUGUUGACUAUUAGGACGCUCAGGGCCGCAGCAUUGCAGGCUCGGGACAUCACCAACCCAAUCCCGAAGAAUUUGGUGUGGGAAGCUGUGAACACCCAUGGUUGAUAGAGCUGCUUCUUAAGGCUCCCAUCUUCACAGUCAUCAGACCUGUGUUUGCAGGGUUCCCCUUUAUCUCAAUGUUCGUCUUGAGAUUAUUCUUCUGCUGGUCCUUACAGUUAGAGGAUGAUCAUUUGCCUUCCAUUAAUGCAGAUCUGUUUGAUAGGGAUCAUAUCGUAGAAUCUGGUGCUGUUUGGAUUGAGAUUAUGAACUGUCCAUAUGCAUGUGCAUCCCGACAUUGUUCUUCCUCAUUUGUCAGUGCCGCUAUAUGUUUUGUUUUCGCAAAGAUAGGCAUUUUAGUAGGUGAGUAUUGGUUGGGUUCAUGUAUUGGACUUUGUUGUUGAUAUCUCUUUAGAAAGCCUCAGUUGCUUUUGGGGUUUCUGCUAUUUGGAUUUCUUUCUGUGUAUUUGAGUUGGGAUGGAAGUUGCAGUCUCUCCUGAGCCAUUCGGUGUAAGAUUUGAAGUUAGUGGUUUGGAGCUUUUGGUUCACAGAUGCAAUGCUAGUUUCCUGAUGGAUCUGAAAUUCUUGCAGUUCCAAAUUAUGGGUUUGGUAUUUUCUCCA